Molecule: messenger RNA, 2710 nt
Organism: Erinaceus europaeus (western European hedgehog)
Lineage: Eukaryota; Metazoa; Chordata; Mammalia; Eulipotyphla; Erinaceidae
Gene: IL4R
Product: interleukin 4 receptor
Exons: 10
Coding region: 238-2376 (712 amino acids)
Biological process (GO): production of molecular mediator involved in inflammatory response; cytokine-mediated signaling pathway
Cellular component (GO): external side of plasma membrane; membrane
Molecular function (GO): cytokine receptor activity; protein binding
Source: RefSeq, a predicted model, not a curated record
GGGGGCUGGGUGCAAGGGGAGGGCUUGCAGAUAGAGGCUGGGCCAGGGCGGGGCGGGGUGCAGGGGGGGGCGGGCAUGUGGACGCAGCCCCGGGCGGGGCUCAGGAAGCCGGGGCGGGAGGCAGGCGGCGCCCAGGAAAGCCCCGCAGCGGCCGGCACCCGGGGCUCCCCACUUUCCGCGCGGGCGCCGGCGGGGCGGAUGGACCGGGGCACCCAGCAGGUGUCGUAGCGUCUCCCAAUGGGGCAGCCGAGCUCCUGGCUCACACUCUCUGUGAGCUGUCUGAUGCUGGUGUGGCUGGCAGGCUGUGGGAGCAUCCGGGUCCUGGAUGAACCCACCUGCUACAGUGAUUACUACAACACUUCUGUCUGCGAGUGGAAGAUGGAUGUCCCCACCAACUGCAGUGCCCAGCUCCACCUGUCCUACCAGCUGAAGUUCAGCUUUGAGGAGGAGGGGAACCACACGUGUGUGCCUGAGAACCAAGCUGGCACGUGGUGCAGGUGCAUCAUGCCCAUGGACAUCAUCGUGGCGGGGGAUACCUACCAGCUGGACCUGUGGGCUGGGGAGCAGCUGCUGUGGAAUGGCUCCUUCAGGCCCUCCCAGCAUGUGAAGCCCAAGGCCCCCAUAAACCUCGGGGUUCACAAAGUCACCAACAUGUGGGUGCUGACAUGGAACACCUCUUACAACGCUGAGGACUAUCUGAACGAGCUGCUCUAUCUGGUCAAUGUCUCCAAAGUGGAUGACCCUGCGGAUUUCAAGAUCUAUAACAUCACCUACAACGAGAUGAUCCUGCAGAUUGCAGGCUCCACCCUACAGUCUGAGGCCUGGUACAGUGCCCGGGUGAAGGCUUUGGCUCAGGGCUACAGUGGUACGUGGAGUGACUGGAGCGCCAGCAUCCGGUGGAAGAACUACUUCCAUGGGCAGCGCAUAGAGGAAAGAGUAGAGAUAGGAGUGGUCCUGUCCUGCCUGUUCAUCAUGGUCAUCUGUGUGUCCUGCUACUGCAGCAUCAUCAAGCUUAAGAAAGAGUGGUGGGACCAGAUCCCCAACCCGGCCCGCAGUCCCCUCAUGGCCAUCAUCAUCCAAGACUCGCAGGUGACCCUGUGGAAAUGCCCCCGAACUCAGGAGACAGCCAAACCCCCACACUGGAAGACGUGCCUCGCCAAGCUGCUGCCCUGCCUCUUGGAGCACCCCCAGGAACCGGGGGAGGAUCCCCUCAAGGCAGCCCCGGAUGGAGCCUGGAGAGGUGGCGGGGGACGGGAGCGGCACCCCCUGGAGGUCAGCAGGAUGGUGCUGAGGCCCGAGAGCAUCUGCGUGGAGCCAGUGAAGCUGCAGGAGGUGCCGCGGCUGGAGCAGAAGCAGGAGGAGGAGGAGCAGGAGGAGGAGGAUUGGGAGCACGAGGAGAGGCCCAGCCUGUGCCCCGAGCCCAGCAAGGGCGGCUUCCCGGGCAGCAGGGAGGACAUCGCAGCCCGGCUGGCGGGGAGCCUGUUCCUGGACCUCCUCGGGGCGGGCGACCAUGGGGACCUCGCAGUGCCUGGUCCUCCUCCACCCCCGGGGAGCCAGCCCUCGAACCCAGAGCUGGAGCCCUGGACCACAGGGCCCCAGCACCCCGCUGUGGUCACGGACAAUCCCGCCUACCGCAGCUUCACCCACUCCCUGAGCCCGGACCUCCAGCCGGCCGAGGGCCCCGGGGAGGGUCACCCCGACGUGCUCCCCGACGUGCACCCCGACGUGCACCCCGACGUGCACCCCGACAUGCACCUUGCACCCCAGCUGCAGCCCGAGCCGGAGACCUGGGAGGCACUGCUGCGCCUGCAGGUCCUGCAACACAGAGGGGCCCCGGGAGGCACCGGGGCCACCGGCUACAAAGCCCUCCCCGGCCUGCUGGCCUGCAGCGCCGCCUGCUGGGGAGACCCCGGGGUGCAGGCCAGCGGGGGUGGGGGCUACCGGCCCUUCCAGAGCUUGGCUCCUGGGGACCCCGGCACCCCCAGCUCGCCCCGCCUGGCCCCCCUGUUCACAUUCGGACUGGACACAGAGCCCCCCGAAGGUGCUCGGGUGAAGCCCCCGCCGCCCCCCGAGGCGCCCCCCGAGGAACUGGGCAGCGGCGUGGUGUACUCGGCACUCACCUGUCACCUGUGCGGCCACCUGAAGCAGCGCCACGGCCAGGACGACACCCCCGCAGCCGUGCCCUGCUGCGGCUGCUGCUGUGGGGACACAGCCACCCCCCUGGGCAGCCCCCCAAAGGCUCACCUCGCAUCCAUCUGCCCACCACCCUUGGGCGGCCCCCAGGAGGGGAAGCUGCCUGCCCCCUGCUUGAGCCAGACCCCCACAGGGGUGGCCGCCAUGCUGUCCCCAGGGCCCCACAGCACGACUGUGUCCUAGGUGCUCCUAUAGAUUUCUGGCUGUGAGACAACCACCGCCUCCAGGGAGGCCUCUGAGCCUGCAGCUUCCCAGAAACUCCCGUUAAGGAAACUGGUGGGAAAUUCCUGGCUUUCCGAAGUGAAAGACAGUCACUGCCCGGAGCUGCACGCCCACUGGACAGCACAUCAGGCUGUGGACACGCUCUGGGCUGUGAGGGGUGUGGAGGGGGGCUGCUCUGUCAUGUGGGGUUACCCAUCAGGCAGCAGUUGGCUGUCAGGGUCCUACUCAGCUGCAGGACUGUUACACUUGAGGACCUCCAGAUUAAACACGUUUCCGAGUCUGUAAACCAAUCAAA